CAAGGUACUCAUUCGAUUAGCUGAUGCGCCAUAGUCAGUGUGAUAUCGCUUACUGGCGUUCGGAUUACUCCGCAUCGAUCGCAUCGAAGGGAUUCAAUGAUCCAAUCCCGAAGAUACUAAAUCGGCCUGGAUUCCAAACCUGAAACUGUCCCUGAGACGCGCAGAGAGUAUAAUCAUUUAUGCAGCGUUAUGCCCCUAUCUCUUUUAUCAUUCUGAGUCUAGACUUACAUAUAUCUUCCUUUGUCUUAAACAUAGACUAGGCUUCCAUACAUUUUGACCGUCACAAUGCCAUCUGUUGACCCCCUGACAACAUUGCCUAAGACACGAACGGCUGUCGUGGCAGAGAGUGCUGGAAAACUAGUCAUUAAGCAUGACUUACCUAUCCCACCAUUGGCCGCCGACACGGUUUUGGUGAAAGUAGCAGCUGUUGCCAUCAACCCGUCUGAUGCCAAGUUUCUUGACUACAGUCCUGCUCCAGGCGCUGUCCAUGGCACCGAUUACGCCGGAACGAUAGUAGCGUUAGGGUCGGAUCCUAGCGUCUUACAUGGACUGAUGGUCGGCGACCGUGUUGCUGGCAUGGUGCACGGAAUGAACAAGUUGAUUCCAGAAAUAGGUGCUUUCGGAGAGUAUAUCGUCGCAACUGCUCACACUCUGUUAAAAAUUCCAGACAGCAUGCGCUUCGAAGAUGCAGCUACUCUGGGUCUGGCGACAGGAACGGCUGCCUUUGGCCUCUUUAGCAUGCUGCGCGUACCUGCGACCCUCGAGCAGCUAGCGAAUGGGGGCGUCAAUGCCAAAGGCAGUGACUUUGUGCUCGUCGCGGGUGGAAGUACAGCUACGGGUGCCCGCGCGAUUCAAUUGUUGAAGGCCGCUGGACUACGACCGAUCGCAACUGCGUCGCCCUCCAAAUUUGGCCUUGUUCGCGGAUUUGGAGCCGAGAAGGUUUUUGAUUACCACAGCGAGACGUGUGGCGCGGGUAUCCGUGAGUACACGGGAAAUGAGCUCGCAUACGCCUUUGAUUGCGUUGCUGAAGCAGAGACCACCGAACUCUGCUACCAAUCCUUAGGCAGAGCAGGAGGUCGGUAUGUCACUGUGGAGCCCUUCCGCGAAUCCGUGGUCAAGACACGGGAGUUCACCGUCGAACCGUCAUGGCUGAUGGCCACUUCAAUCUUUGGCAACAAGAUCGCACUUGAAGGAGCUUUUGCGAGGGAUGCGGUUCCCGAGUACAAGGUCUUUGGGGGUAAGGCAUUUGCCGCUGCCCAGUCCCUUUUGGACCAUGGCUUGAUUGAGCCACACCCAACGAAAUCAAUGCCCGGGGGUUGGGAAGGUGUAUUAGACGGGGUCAACAUUAUUCGCGGCCAGCCGCCAUCUGGUUACAAGCUUGUUUAUUCCGUGUAACUGGCUUCCUCUGGUCAAACUGGUAUCAAAUUGAUGUUGUCAGAUUAUAACUUUGAAUGCAUGUGCAUAUACCACUUCAAG
This is a messenger RNA of Xylaria bambusicola, 1476 nucleotides long. Its product is annotated as GroES-like protein. Bases 286 to 1395 code for a protein of 369 amino acids. Gene Ontology annotation, molecular function: oxidoreductase activity, acting on NAD(P)H. The record is from RefSeq and is a predicted model, not a curated record. The transcript is spliced from 2 exons. Lineage: Eukaryota; Fungi; Ascomycota; Sordariomycetes; Xylariales; Xylariaceae.